Lathyrus oleraceus (garden pea) is the source of this 429-nucleotide messenger RNA. RefSeq lists its product as uncharacterized. The coding region runs from base 1 to 429 and encodes 142 amino acids. The transcript has 2 exons. The record is from RefSeq and is a predicted model, not a curated record. Lineage: Eukaryota; Viridiplantae; Streptophyta; Magnoliopsida; Fabales; Fabaceae.
AUGGGUUCCGAAGAUAACAAUAACGAAGUCAAGAUUAGGGAACUACUUUGUCCAGAUGUUAAGAAGAGGGUGGUAGAGUUUCUUAGAGAUUAUGUGGAUGUGUUUGCUUGGUCUUAUCAAGAUAUGCCAGGUCUAGGUACUGAUAUUAUGGAGCAUAGAUUACCAUUGAAGCCAGAAUGUCCGCCAAUUAAACAUAAGUUGAGAAGAACUCGUCCUGAUAUGGCUACUGAAGAAGAUCAUGUUGGGUAUUUCUUGAAGUUGUUUCAGCGGUUGAGAAAGUUUAAACUCCGCUUGAAUCCUAAUAAGUGUAAUUUCGGUGUCCGCUCAGGAAAGCCGUUGGGUUUUAUUGUCAGCCAGAAAGGUAUUGAAGUAGAUCCUGAUAAAGUCAAAUCCAUUCGAGAAAUGCCUACACCAAAGACUGAAAAAUAA